Guyanagaster necrorhizus is the source of this 2526-nucleotide messenger RNA. RefSeq names its product Cullin-domain-containing protein. The coding region runs from base 81 to 2441 and encodes 786 amino acids. The record is from RefSeq and is a predicted model, not a curated record. Gene Ontology annotation, cellular component: cullin-RING ubiquitin ligase complex. The transcript has 12 exons. NCBI's taxonomy places the organism in Eukaryota, Fungi, Basidiomycota, Agaricomycetes, Agaricales, Physalacriaceae. Gene Ontology annotation, biological process: ubiquitin-dependent protein catabolic process. Gene Ontology annotation, molecular function: ubiquitin protein ligase binding.
GUAGCUGGGAAAUAACAGCCUUCAUUCAUGGUCACCGCGGCUAGUAGUUGCUUCCUGUGAAUCUAUUCUUGCUUUCUGCCAUGACGACAACACGGCGACUCGGAGGAAGAGUUAGGAUCGUAGCGCCACGUCGGCAUGGCCCAGAGUUUUCUGCGCAGCAGACAUGGUCAGAAUUGUCCAAGAACAUCAAAGAGAUCCAGAACCACAAUGCCUGCAACCUUUCAUUCGAGGAGAAUCACCGUUUCGCCUACAAUAUGGUCCUCUACCGCCAAGGGGAAAUGCUAUACAAGGGCGUCAAAUCUCUCAUAUCAGAGAACCUGGAAUAUCUUUUAAGAGAGCAGGUUGCGCCAGUCUUUCCUUCGGGCGCGAGCCAGGAAUCUCUGCAGAAGAGUAACGAGGCCGAAAUGCUCUUGAAAGCAUUAAAAAGCAUAUGGGACGACCAUCUAGGCAAUAUGUCGAAAUUGGGGCAGAUACUCAAGUAUAUGGAUCGCGUGUACACUAAAGCUGCCGAGGUACCAGAAACUUGGGAAACUGGUCUUACGUUGUUCUUAGAACAUAUCUUUCGCCCGCCGAUAAAAGAGCAUGUCAUAACAGCGAUAUUAACCCAAAUCGAAUUUGAGCGCGAGGGAUACACUAUCAAUCGUUCCGCCGUCAAGGGCUGUGUCGAUGUUUUCCUCACUUUGCAGACUUCUGCGGGCGGACCUACCGUAUACAAGGAGGAUCUAGAGCCCGCUCUUUUGAAGAAGAGUCGUUCGUUCUAUGAAGCAGAGGGAAAAAGGUUACUUAUUUCAUGUGAUGCUCCCGAGUAUCUGCGUCGCGUAGAAAAUGCCUUACAGGCAGAGGAAUCCCGUGCACAUCACUAUCUAUCGUCACAAACCGCUUUGCCGUUACGCCAAAUACUUCAGGACUGCCUCUUGACAGCACAUUUGGGCAAUGUCAUCUCUAUGGAGAACUCUGGUUUGGAUGUCAUGAUCGAUACAGACAAGAUAGAAGACGUGGCAAGGCUGUUCCGGCUGUACUCGAUGGUGCCUACAGGAAUGACUUGUCUGAAGCGUGCUCUCAAGGACUCUAUUUCCCGACGCGGGCGUGAUAUAAAUCAAUCUUCAUUGAGCGUCGAUUGGGAUGAACAAGACGACGCUCAAGGAGAUAAUUCUAACGGGAAAGGGAAAGGGAAAUCCAAGCCUGCCGCUUCAGGUGUACAGACAUUGGGUCUCGCUCUCAAAUGGGUCCAGGAUGUGCUUGAUCUUAAAGACAAGUUCGAUAUUGUAUGGAAAAGCGCAUUUGGUAGUGACAGGGAUCUUGAGAGUGCUCUGAACGAGGCUUUUGGAUCCUUCGUGAAUGUUAACAGCAGGUGUUCGGAGUUCAUCUCCCUCUUCAUUGAUGAUCAUCUAAGGAGGGGGUUAAAAGGGAAAACCGAUACAGAGGUGGAUCUUGUCCUUGAUAAGACCAUCACAGUGUUCCGAUUCCUUGGAGAGAAAGAUGUAUUUGAGCGGUAUUACAAGGGUCAUUUGGCCAAACGGCUCCUUCUUAAACGGUCCGUAUCGGAUGAUGCCGAACGUGGGAUGUUGGCGAAACUCAAGGUUGAGUGCGGCUAUCAGUUCACGCAGAAACUGGAGGGCAUGUUCAAUGACAUGAAGGUGUCGAUUGACACUAUGAACGAAUUCAGGAACUAUCUGCAAAAACCUGGUAUUUCCAAACCCUGCAUCGAGUUAUCUGUUACUGUGAUGACAGCAACGUUUUGGCCAAUGACCCAUUCCAAUUCACCUUGUACGAUACCGCAGCAAAUGAACAAAACAUGCAAACAGUUCGAGCAAUUUUAUCUGUCGCGGCAUUCUGGAAGACGGUUAACAUGGCAAUACUCCCUCGGAAAUGCGGAUGUACGGGUCAAGUUCAAGCAACGGAAACAUGACCUCAAUGUUUCGACGUUUGCUCUGGUCAUUCUGCUUCUCUUUGAAGAUGUGAAAGAUGACGAUUUUCUUUCUUACAAGGAAAUUCAAGAGUUGACGGCAAUAGAUCACACCGAUCUCAAACGUCACUUGCAAUCCUUGGCUUGUGCCAAAUUCAAGAUCCUGAAGAAGCACCCACCGGGUCGUGACGUUGACACCUCCGACUCUUUUUGUUUCAAUUCAGAUUUCACUUCUCAACUUCAAAAGAUCAAAAUCAGCACCGUCUCUUCGAAAGUAGAAACUUCAAGCGAGAGGAGAGAAACGCGAGAUCGGAUUGAUGAAGAGCGACGUCAUCAGACUGAGGCAUGCAUCGUACGCGUGAUGAAACUGCGGAAGCACAUGACGCACAACGAACUCGUCAAUGAAGUGACACCUCUUCUGGCUGGCCGAUUCCAACCCAAUCCUUUGGAUAUCAAGAAGCGGAUUGAGGGUUUGAUUGAGCGAGAGUAUCUGGAACGAUGCGAGGAUCGUAAGUCGUACAAUUAUUUAGCAUAAAUCACACCAUCCAUCGUCACUGUAUCUCAAACCUGUACUGUAUAAUAAACUUUCCAACCGUGAGCCGGUCGCUGACCUAACCUUU